Messenger RNA from Helicoverpa armigera (cotton bollworm), 7391 nucleotides. RefSeq names its product CREB-binding protein (gene nej). Gene Ontology annotation, biological process: positive regulation of transcription by RNA polymerase II. The record is from RefSeq and is a predicted model, not a curated record. Lineage: Eukaryota; Metazoa; Arthropoda; Insecta; Lepidoptera; Noctuidae. Gene Ontology annotation, cellular component: transcription regulator complex; histone acetyltransferase complex; nucleus. Gene Ontology annotation, molecular function: zinc ion binding; transcription coactivator activity; histone acetyltransferase activity.
GCCGACAUUUUCUGACAAGCGUAGAAAAAGUUUUCAUCAACAGCCGCCAUUUUGCGCUGGAGAGACUGAGAAGAAUUUCGGAAUUUGUCGUGUAAAUUUUCUGUUUUUUCUUACAUCAUUUUAUCAUAAACUUUACCAUUCCGUGUAUUUUAAAGUGUUAAGUGAAAUCGUGUUGUUCGAUAGCGUAAAUAAGUUCCUUAAAGUAGCUAAAAUCUGGUGAUAUUGUUUUCAUUUAUUGUGCUAGUUCCGACGGAAGAUGGUGAGAGGGUCUGUGUAGCUCUUCGAUUCGGAGCUUUGUAAUGGCGAAUACUUGAGUGAGAAAUUAUAAUAUGUGCCUUCAAUGGUUCGAAGGACAUCGGACGAUCGCGAUGUGGGUGAAUUACAUUAUGAUGAACGACAAAUCGUUCUAAAAUGUUAUUUCUUGAAGAUAUAAGACAUAAAAGUGUUUUUUAAAUCGGCGGGCCGAAAUAUUCACGACGGCUUACGUUUAGUAAACAGAGCCAUGGCCGAUGAGCCGCCUAACAAGCGGCCUAAAAUGAUCGGGGGCCCUUUUCAGGGUCCCUCGGACUCCGCGGCAGAUGGGUUUUCUAACCUUGACAUGUUCGACCUUGAAAAGGACCUCCCAGAUGAGUUGAUGGGAGGUGCUUGGGGUGAACAGCCCGGAGUCACGGGCCCCAAGCCCCCAGCGCAGGGACCGGGGCCUGGGGGACAAAUGUCCCAACAGCAACAGCUCAAUGGAGAUGAUCCAACAGCUGCUAUGCACAGGCAAAUCAACAAUCACCUUAUACAACAAGUCUUUUCACAGGGCAACAAAGGCUUAGUAGGCCACAACAAUCCAUUAGGAUUGAGUAAUUUAGGUAGUAAGAGUCCAAACUUACAGUCACCUCCCAAUGUGUCUGUAUCCAAGGACCUCAUGGGUGGCAUGCACCCGCAACUAAUGCCAAAUACGAGUCAUCCAAAUCAACUGCACUCCACCAUGCCGAUGAGUUCAAUCCAAGGAGGAAUGAACGUGGCCAACGUCGGCGGGAACAUGAUAGUGACCAAUAGCAAUAUGUCGGGCGCGGGCAUGCUCGGGAGCGGGAUCAUGAAUAGCGUGAACAAACAGCUGCCCACUUUGAUUGGCGCCAACCAUCACGGGACGCCGCCCCACCAUCCGCAUGCACAGGUACAGGCGAUGCAAAACGGUCCGUUAAGUGGGCGUGUCGGAGUCGGCAUGCAGCCCAACAUGCGCACCGCGUUGCAACACCACCCGCGCAUGCCUGCGCCGGGCGGCGGCGGCCACCCGCUCGCGCCCUACCAGCCGCCCUACGCGCAGUCGGCGCAGGGGCCCGGGCCGCACGUGCAGCGCGCGCCCAACGCGGCGCAGGGCGUGGGCGUGCGCUUCGGGCCCCCGGCCGACGCGGGCGGCGGCGGCGCGGCGCAGGCCGUGCCCCCCGCGCCCUCGCCGCAGACGCCGGGCGCGCCGGCCCGCGGCCAGUCGCAGCCGCAGGCCGCCACGCAGGCGCCCUCCUCGCAACCCCCGACCGCCUCGCAGCAGCCUACCACCGGCUCCAUCGCCGACCCGGAGAAAAGGAAGCUUAUCCAACAGCAAUUAGUACUAUUGUUGCACGCACACAAGUGCCAGCGACGAGAGUCACAAUCGAAUGGAGAGACGUGGCAGUGCACGUUACCGCACUGCAAGACUAUGAAAGGUGUUCUCAACCAUAUGAUGUCGUGUCAGGCCGGCAAAAAUUGUGCGGUACCUCACUGCUCAUCAUCAAGACAAAUCAUAAAUCAUUGGAAACAUUGUAAUAAGAAUGACUGUCCGGUUUGUUUGCCGCUGAAGCAAGCCGAUAGGACUAGAAAUAUGAAUGCAGCGGCAGUGACCCAUACAGCAGCGGGAGUGAGUACCGGCAACGUCGGAGUCGGCGGCGUGGGCCCCGUGCCCGGGGUGGGCGGCGUCGGCGGCGUGGGCGGGGUGGGCGGCGCGGGGAACGCCAUGGGCGGCGUGAGCCAGCUGGGGGCCAGCGUGGCGCCCCCGGCGGCGCCGGCCCCCGCGCCGGCCGCCAGCACGCAGGGCGCCGACAUGAAGCGCGCGUACGAGGCGCUGGGCAUCGCGUGCCCCACGUCGGUGUCGGGCAUGGUGGGCGGCGCGUUCCCGCGGGCGCCGCUGUCGCGCAUGCCGGCGCCGCCGCGCCCCGGCCUGCCCGACGUGGCCGUGCAGCAGCCCAUGCAGUCGCUGUUCGCGCAGCAGCCCAACGACCUGCAGCAGCAGCAACAGCAGCAGUUGAUGGGAGGCGCACUUCAGCUACCCGGCGGAGCCGUAACCGCCAACCCAGUAUCCGGCACCAAAGAGUGGCACCAUUCUAUUACGGCUGAUCUCAGAAACCACCUCGUACACAAACUGGUGCAAGCGAUAUUUCCCACACCUGACCCGACUGCAAUGUUAGAUAAGCGAAUGCAUAAUCUAGUCGCAUACGCGAGAAAAGUCGAAGGCGAUAUGUACGAGAUGGCCAGCACGCGAUCAGAGUACUAUCAUCUACUUGCCGAAAAGAUAUACAAAAUACAGAAAGAACUCGAGGAAAAGAGACAAAAACGGAAGGAGCAGCAAUUGCAAGCUCAACAGCAACAGGCGGCGCAACAGCAGCAGCAACAGCAACAACAGCAGCAGCAGCAGCAACAACAACAGCAGCAAGUUGCGCAAUUGCAACAGCAGCAACAACAGCAGUUGCAGCAACCUGUGAGCGUCAUGUCAGGUGGUGGCGUGCUCGGAGUGGGGCCGCGGCCGGGCGGCGGCGGUCCACUCGCCAGGCCGACGCUACCCGCCAUGGGAGCUCAACCCGCCUUGCCUGCCAUGAGGAUUCCCUCACCAGGAAUCGCGCUAUCCAUGCCCGCCAACCGCAUGACCUUCCAGUCCAACCUCGUGGGACCGCCCGGGCCGAGCCCCAACCAGAUGCCGCAGACGCCGAACGGUGGCAGCGUAGGCGUCGGCAGCGUGGGCAACCCGGGCAUGUCGCCGUUCGGGCAGCCGAUGACGUCGCCGGCGCCGAACUACCCCAUGCAGACGAACGGGCCCGCGCCGCUGGCGUCGCCGGGGCACCCCGAGCAGAAGGUGCGCAUCCUGGGCGGCGCCGUGCAGAGCCCCUUCGUGAACCACGCGGCCUUCGGGCGCGCGUCCGCGUCGCCGCCCGCCGGCGCGGCGCCCGGCACGCCCGCCACGCCGCACGCGCUGCCCUCGCCCGCGCCGCGCCACGCGCCGCUCUCCGCGCACCUCGCCGCCAUCACCGCCUCCGCGCACGCCGACGACAGUCCACCACAAGACGACGGUCGCGUCAAACAAGAAUCAGACGACGUCCGGAUCAAGGAGGAGCCAGAAGAGGACUGUGGAGGCAAAGGCAUGCGCGACGAAACCCCAGACAAGGACGCGGAACGACCAGACUUCAACAUCAAACCCGAAGUCAAGACUGAGAUCAAACAAGAAGUUAAGGAAGAACCCGGGGAGACCAGUGUGGGGAGUGUCGGGGAGACCACGGGAGGGGAGAGGGGGGUGAGGAGAACCUUCGUGUUCAAACCCGAAGAGCUCCGAGUGGCGCUCAUGCCUACGUUAGAGAAAUUAUUCCGUCAGGACCCCGAGUCCCUCCCCUUCAGACAACCUGUAGACGCUCAGGCGCUGGGCAUCCCCGACUACUUCGACAUUGUGACCAAACCCAUAGACUUGUCGACAAUCAAGUGUAAGCUAGACCGAGGUGACUACAGAGAUCCCUGGGAGUAUGUGGACGACGUGUGGCUCAUGUUUGAGAACGCGUGGCUUUACAAUCGCAAGAAUUCUAGAGUUUAUAGAUAUUGUACUAAGCUUUCCGAAGUGUUCGAGCUAGAAAUAGACCCUGUUAUGCAAAGCUUGGGGUACUGUUGUGGUAGAAAGUACACCUUCAACCCUCAAGUGCUGUGCUGCUAUGGCAAGCAGCUCUGUACCAUACCCAGGGACGCUAAAUACUUCAGUUACCAGAAUAGUCUAAAAGCGUAUGGGGUUGUCUCCGAUAGAUACACCUUCUGCCAGAAAUGCUUCAAUGACAUCCAGGGCGACACCGUUACGCUCGGCGACGACCCGCUGCAGCCACAAACUGCAAUCAAGAAGGAUCAAUUCAAAGAAAUGAAGAAUGAUCACCUAGAACAAGAACCAUUUGUUGUGUGUAUGGAUUGUGGGAGGAAGCAGCACCAGAUAUGUGUGUUGCACCACGAUUCAAUAUGGCCCCAGGGCUUCUGCUGUGAUAAUUGUUUGAAGAAGAAAGCGGCUAAACGGAAAGAGAACAAAUUCUCGGCUAAGAAACUUCCUACUUCCAAACUUGGCAUUUAUAUUGAAACAAGAGUCAAUAAUUUCCUUAAGAAAAAAGAGGCUGGCGCUGGUGAAGUGCAUAUCAGGGUGGUAGCAUCGUCUGAUAAGAUGGUGGAAGUGAAACCCGGGAUGAGGUCGAGAUUCGUAGAAUCUGGUGAACUAUGCGCCGAGUUCCCGUAUCGGGCUAAAGCGUUGUUUGCAUUUGAAGAGAUCGAUGGAACCGAUAUUUGUUUCUUUGGCAUGCACGUGCAGGAAUACGGCAGUGAAAGUCCGUCACCGAACACGAGGCGUGUUUACAUAGCAUAUCUAGACUCUGUACAUUUCUUCCAACCCCGGCAGUACAGGACUGCCGUCUACCACGAGAUUUUAUUAGGAUAUUUAGACUACGCCAAGCAGUUGGGCUACACAAUGGCCCACAUCUGGGCCUGUCCGCCCUCAGAAGGUGACGACUAUAUCUUCCACUGCCAUCCACCCGAACAAAAAAUUCCUAAACCUAAAAGGUUACAAGAGUGGUAUAAGAAAAUGUUAGAUAAGGGAAUCAUAGAGAGGAUAAUACUAGAUUAUAAAGACAUAUUGAAGCAAGCAAUGGAGGACAAUAUCUCGUCUGCGGCGGAGCUGCCUUACUUCGAAGGCGACUUCUGGCCCAACGUCCUUGAGGAGUCCAUCAAGGAGUUGGAUCAGGAGGAGGAGGAGAAGAGGAAGCAGGCCGAAGCCGCCGAGGCAGUGAUAUUCCAGUCCUCUGAGGAGAAUGAGCAAGGUCCUGACGGUAAGAAGAAGGGUCAGAAGAAGGCCAAGAAGUCGAACAAGUCGAAGGCUGCGCAGCGCAAGAACAGCAAGAAGCAGAGCGACCAGCAGCAGGGCAGUGAUCUCAGUGCAAAGAUAUUCGCCACCAUGGAGAAGCACAAGGAAGUGUUCUUCGUUAUUAGGCUACAUUCCGCACAAUCUGCUGCCAGCUUAGCGCCCAUCCAAGACCCGGACCCGCUAAUCAACUGCGACCUGAUGGACGGGCGCGACGCGUUCCUGACGAUGGCCCGCGACCGCCACUACGAGUUCUCGUCCACCCGCCGCGCCCGCUUCUCCACGCUGUGCAUGCUGUACGAGCUGCACAACCAGGGCACCGACAAGUUCGUCUACACCUGCAACAGCUGCAAGUCGCACGUGGAGACGCGCUACCACUGCACCGUCUGCGACGACUUCGACCUCUGCGUGCCCUGCCACGAGAAGGAGGGCCAUCCCCACAAGAUGGAGAAGCUCGGCCUCGACAUCGACGUGGGCUCCUCGCCCGGCGACAUGAAGCAGGCCAACCCGCAGGAGGCCCGCAAGCUGUCCAUCCAGCGCUGCAUCCAGUCGCUGGUGCACGCCUGCCAGUGCCGCGACGCCAACUGCCGCCUGCCGUCCUGCCAGAAGAUGAAGCGAGUCGUCACGCACACCAAGAUCUGCCGCCGCAAGACCAAGGGCGACUGCCCCAUCUGCAAGCAGCUCAUCGCGUUGUGUUGUUAUCACGCGAAACACUGCCAGGAGACCAAGUGUUCGGUGCCUUUCUGCAGCAGCAUCAAGCAGAAGCUGAAGCAGCAACAAGUGCAACAGCGGGUGCAGCAAGCCAAGCUGUUGCGCAGACGUAUGGCGGCCAUGAACACGCGGGGGGCGGCGCCGCCGUCCCCGCCCCCCGCGGCCGCGCUGGCGUCGCCGCCUCCCUCCAAGCCUGCCACGCAUGCGUUACCUCACAAUGUGCAGAAAGCGCUGCAGCAGGUACAAGAGGAAGCGGCGCGGCAACAAGCGCCGUCGUACGGCAAGCAGGCGGCGAUGGGUCCGCCGGGCGGCGGCGCGGGCGCGGGCGCGCGGGCCGAGUGGGCGGCGCGCUACCGGGCGCCGCCGCCGCUGCACCACCCGCCGCACGCGCAGCACCACGCGCGUCUGCCGCACCACCCGCCGCACCACCCGCAUCCGCACGCGCAACAACAGCUACAACAGCAGCGAGCUGGUGCGCCAGCGACGCAGCAGGCGCAGCCGCAGGUGCACCAGAAGGCGCUGCAGCAACUCAUGGCCACGCUGCGCUCGCCCACCAGCCACAACCAGCAGCAGGAGAUCCUGCAGAUCCUCAAGUCCAACCCGCCGCUCAUGGCCGCCUUCAUCAAGCAGAGACAAAACGCCCAAAACCAGCAACAGGCAGCGGGCGGUGUCGGCGGCGUGGGGCCCGUGGGUGGCGUGGGCACGGUGAGCGGGGUCGGCGGAGUGGGUGGCGUCUGCGGCGUGGGCGGCGUCGGCCUGCAGCAGCAGCAGCCGCAGCUCUCGCACAUGAUGCAGCCGCAGCAACAGCGGCUGCAGCAGAUGCAUCAGAUGCUGCCGCAGCAGACACAAGUUGGCGGUGUGUCUGGUGUCGGCGGCGUCGGAGGAGUGGGGCUGGGGGGCGUGGGCGGCGGCGGCGCGGGCGUGGGCGUGGCCGGCGGCAUGGCGCACGGCGGCGCGGGCUGGUUCAAGGGCGGCGUGGGCGGCAACAUGAUGGGCAUGCGCGGCGCGUACGCGGGCGGCGUGGGGCCGGGCGCGGCGGCGGCGGCGGCGCGGCUGGGGGGGGCGCGGUACGCGUUCGGCGCGGUGGGCGCGGCGCGGUCGCCGCCCGCCACGCCGUCGCCGCGGCCGCCGACGCCGUCGGAGCUGCUGCUGCUGCGGCAGUCGCCGGCCCCCGCGGCGCCGCUGCAGCCGCCGGACGACCAGCUGCCGCCGAUGACGCCGCAGGACCAGCUGACGAAGUUCGUGGAACAGUUGUAGUGUACAUAGCGUGGGCCCGCGGUCUCUGUAACAUAUAGCGUAUCGGCCGCGGCGCAGCGUCUAUCCCCUCCCCUCGCUCGUCCCCUCCCCCGCCCUAUUUAUUGAUCGAGUUGUCGUUAGCGACGCGAGGGACGUAAAUUAAGUAUUACGAUGACCGAAACGAGCGCUCAAUGUACAAAAUGUAAAUAUGAGAGGAGUACGUCCUGUCCGCUUCUGCGUAAUGUAAGUUGUUUGUAGUGUAGGUACAUUAUGAUACUUAUUCUGUUUAUUGUAAUUAAAUCAUUUUAUAAUAUAAUUAUGUGAUCAUUAUAAA